This is a messenger RNA of Megalops cyprinoides (Indo-Pacific tarpon), 1217 nucleotides long. Its product is annotated as CD209 antigen-like protein C. The record is from RefSeq and is a predicted model, not a curated record. The transcript is spliced from 6 exons. The coding region runs from base 65 to 961 and encodes 298 amino acids. NCBI's taxonomy places the organism in Eukaryota, Metazoa, Chordata, Actinopteri, Elopiformes, Megalopidae. Gene Ontology annotation, molecular function: signaling receptor activity.
CCAAGUAAGGACGGACAGCAAGAACACUAACUGGCAGCUGACAGAGGCAGCUUAGACCGUAGAGAUGGUAUCGACUGAUAAGGAAUAUGAGAAUAUCUACUCUGGGCUGGUCUCUCCGGACAAUGAUGUGUAUAACACAUUGCAGCAGGCAACAAAUACUACCCAAAGGGCUCAGAAAAAAGGUAGACCCAGGCAUUGUUGCACACCGUGCAGACUGACUUCAGUGUGUCUGGGAUUGCUGUCUGUGUUCUUACUGGCCGCCAUCGUGAGCCUGUGUCUCUACUAUAAUGGAGUGCUUCCGCAUAAAUGUGGGGCAGCGAAUAGCUCAAUGAUACUAUCAGAGCUGGAGAGGCUUAAAGCCAACAACAGAAACCUGACGGAGCUGGGGGUGCAGCUGAGGAGAGAGAAGGAUGUGGUGGAGGGGGACAGGAAUACGCUUCGGAGGCAACUCACCAGCGCAAAGAAGGAGACGGAGAACGUGAAAAAAGAGAAUAGUCAACUUCGCUCCCAGGUUCAUGAGAAGCAGAAAUCCAUCGAUGAUCUCACCGCCAAACUGGCGAACAUUAAACACUGCCCCGGGGACUUUCUGCCAUUCAAGUCCAGUUGCUACUACUUUUCCCGUGCGAAGAAGAGCUGGACCGACAGUCGGAAGGACUGCAAGGCAAGGAGAGCUGACUUGGUCAAAAUAGAGAGCCAGGGGGAACAGGAAUUCCUUCACUAUCACUGUAAAAGUGAAUACUACUGGAUCGGACUGACUGAUUCAGCCAUAGAGGGGACCUGGAUGUGGGUAGAUGACUCUCGACUCAGUGUGGGGUAUUGGGAGGACGGGGAGCCCAACAACUGGGAGAACAGGAACGAGGACUGUGUCCAUGGUUUCAAGAAAGAGGAUCCACUGAAAAGCUGGAACGAUGCUGCAUGCCAUGAACACUGGUUCUACAUCUGUGAAACCAAACCUCAAUAACGUGACUGUGUUGGGUGGGUCCCACACAGUGCUGGUGCAAGUGUAUACACACACACACACACACACACACCACACACAACCUCCGUACCUCACAGAUUAAGAUUGCCUUUGGCCACACCGCGACUUGUUUUUUGUGUAUUUAAAUUGCAUUUAUGUCUCUGUGUAUCCACAUGGGGUACCGGAGAGCUACAGGGAGGGCAAGGGCAGCUGCCUGUCAGCAUCAGCAGAUGCACCUCUUCAGCUGAAUUGUACCAGA